Molecule: messenger RNA, 9567 nt
Organism: Callithrix jacchus (white-tufted-ear marmoset)
Lineage: Eukaryota; Metazoa; Chordata; Mammalia; Primates; Cebidae
Gene: CA12
Product: carbonic anhydrase 12
Cellular component (GO): plasma membrane
Molecular function (GO): carbonate dehydratase activity; zinc ion binding
Source: RefSeq, a predicted model, not a curated record
GUUGCUCCAUAAAAGCAGCCCCGGGGCGGGGGGAGCCAGGAGCGCGAAGAGCGGACGUGCUCGCCAGGGAACCCGGGCUGCACACGCGGUCCUGGUGUGCAGCCAGAGCACGAGCCGCCACCGGGAGCCCCCGGGACAGCAGGAGCCCGCCCCGCAGGAGCCCGCGAAGAUGCCCCAGCACAGCCUGCAUGCUGCGGCCGUGCUCCUGCUGGUGAUCUUAAAGGAACAGCCUUCCAGCCCAGCCCCCGUGAACGGUUCCAAGUGGACCUAUUUUGGUCCUGAUGGGGAGAACAGCUGGUCCAAGAAGUACCCAUCGUGUGGGGGCCUGUUGCAGUCCCCCAUAGACCUGCACAGCGACAUCCUUCAGUAUGAUGCCAGCCUCACACCCCUCACGUUCCAAGGCUACAAUCUGUCUGCCAACGAGCAAUUUCUCCUGACCAACAAUGGCCAUUCAGUGAAGCUGACCCUGCCCUCAGACAUGCACAUCCAGGGGCUCCAGUCUCGCUACAGUGCCAUACAGCUGCACCUGCACUGGGGGAACCCAAAAGACCCGCACGGUUCCGAGCACACCAUCAGCGGAGAGCACUUUGCCGCCGAGCUGCACAUUGUCCAUUAUAACUCAGACCUGUAUCCCGAUGCCAGCAGUGCCAGCAACAAGUCAGAAGGCCUUGCUGUCCUAGCCGUUCUCAUUGAGAUGGGGUCCUUCAAUCCAUCCUAUGACAAGAUCUUCAGUCACCUUCAACGUGUAAAGUACAAAGGCCAGGAAGCAUUCAUCCCGGGAUUCAACAUUGAAGAGCUGCUUCCGGAGAGGACUGCUGAGUAUUACCGCUACCAGGGGUCCCUGACCACACCCCCUUGCAACCCUACUGUGCUCUGGACAGUUUUCCGAAACCCUGUGCAAAUUUCCCAGGAGCAGCUGCUGGCUUUGGAGACAGCCCUGUACUGCACAGACAUGGAUGACCCUUCCCCCAGAGAAAUGGUCAACAAUUUUCGGCAGGUCCAGAAGUUCGACGAGAGGCUGGUGUACACCUCCUUCCCCAAAGGGACAGUGUUUGAGGGAAGUUACAGAGGAUCAGAAGAAUCCGUGCAGGAGCUUGACCCCGACAUCCAAAAGUAACCCCAUUUGUGACGAUGGACUGUGGCAUUGGGAAUAAUUAGCCAUCUUCUUAGACCGGCUCAGGUCUAAGCAGCUGCUUGUAGUGUGGGCAGUGCCUGUAGGUCUGUAGCCAAGUGCUUCAGUUGAUCCUCCCAGUCUGGCUGGGGGAGUUUGAGAGGCCUCUAAGCAGAAGCCUGCAGACCAACCCCUGGCUUAGGUCAUCACGAUCAAAGCCCAAAUGCAGAGGUGCCACUGGUCUUCCUGCACGGCUUGCCCAGAGCUGGUGCUUCCACAAGCCCAGGCCGGAACCAGUGUGUGGUGGUCCAAGGCAAACCUGUUCAUUUGGAGGCGGAUUAUAGAAGCUUGGCCAGAAUUCCCCCCUCCCUCUCGCUUCCCAAAGGCACAGGCAGCAAGAGGGGCUGCUUCCCAAGGAUCAGUGAGGACGCAGCCCCAAAGGGGUGGAGGCCCAAACCUCAUCUGCCCAGGGGGCCUGCAUUCACGAGACCCCUCUCGCCCAGCUUGGAGCAGGCCUCAGACUGUAACGUGCUGUUUCAGGUUUAUGGUGUGAGACUCUGUCAGUAUGAACCUUGAGCAAUUUGAAGUCAAUUUGUAGCCUCUUCCACUGAGGCACGUUUGUAAUUAGGGUCUGGCUUAUUCAGGGCUUUCUUUGAAAGUUCACAAGAACUAUAGAGUCAGAAAAUUCUGCCAGGAGAAAAGUAAUGCUUAAAAAAUCAUCUAGGGGCCAGGCGCAGUGGCUCACGCCUGUAAGCCCAGCACUUUGGGAGGCCGAGGUGGGCGGAUCAUGAGGUCAACAGAUCCAGACCAUCCUGCCCAACAUGGUGAAACCCCGUCUCUACUAAAAAUACAAAAAUUAGCCGGGCAUGGUGGUGGACACCUGUAGUCCCAGCUACUCAGGAGGCUGAGGCAGGAGAAUCACUUGAGCCUCGGAGACAGAGGUUGCAGUGAGCCAAGAUCACACCACUGCACUCCAGCCUAGUGACAGAGCCAGACUCUGUCUCAAAAAAAAAGGUCUAAGAUGGUUGGGUGUGUUGGCUCAUUCUUAUAAUCCCAGCACUUUGGGAGGCCAAGGCAGGAGGAUCAAAUUAGCUCAAGAGUUCAAGGCUGCAGUGAGCCCUGAUCACACCACUGCACUCCAGCUUAGGUGACAGAGUGAGGCCCUGUCUCUUAAAUAAUUAAAAAAUCAAAAAUUCCCUAUGAGAGAAAGUGCAUGGACUUUGGGGAAGGAUCUGAAGUUUAGCCAGGUUGGGACAAUUGGGACUGAAUCGUUUAACUUAACCCUGCUAUUUUCCUCUCCUGUGUUUAGAAAAGGGGUACAGGGCCUGGUUUCUGUCCUUAAGAGGUUUAUAGUCUAGCUACAACUUCACCUGGGGGCAGAGUUUCUCAACCUUGGCACUAUUGACAAUUUGGGCAGGAUAGUUCUUACAGUGGGGGCUAUCCCGUGUGUUGUAGCAUUGGCAGUGCUGUUGUCUCUACCCGGUAGAUGCCAGUUGUACCCCCCCACCCCGCAUUGUAACAGCCAAAAGCGUUUCCAGACAUGGCCAACUCUCUGCACAGGAGGAGGGGCAAGGUUUCCCCUGACUGAGAACCACUGCCGCAGGGUUUCUGCAGAACUCACCGUUUUCACUCAUGUCAUAGCAGUCUAGACUGCUAUGCCCUGCUCUUCAUUCUUACGUGGCAUGAACAUUUCAGUGUGAUAAUGGUUACCCCCUGAAAUAACAAGGUAGAGGUUACCGAGGCAGAAAAGACCAACCCAAGAGAAACCUUGUUCCCCAUCUUCCUUUAGAAUUCAAGUAUAGAUUCUUUUUAUAUGAUUGGGUAAGACCAAGAGACGUGGCAUGAGAGAGAACUAUGCACCCUUAGAAGUGUACACAUCCCUUAUCAGGGCUGCAGGUGCCUCUGAAGUAGCACCUCAUCAGAAUCCUCCCUUCAUUCUUCUUCUCCCUUCCUUUUGUACGAGUUUUUCUCUUGUAUGUUACGUUUCUUGUCGCCUUUAGUUAAAACAUCCAUUCUUUAUGGAAAAGUAAAAGUCAUGCCAGGUACUUUUUUCCAUUCUUAAAAAGUGUCUCUUCCAUUGGCCAGGUGUGGUGGCUCAUGCCUAUAAUCCCAGCACUUUGGGGGGCCAAGGAGGGUGGAUCACCUGAGGUUGUGAGUUCGAGACCAGCUUGGCCAAUAUGGUGAAACCCUGUUUCUACUAAAAAAAAAAAAUUAGCCAGGAGUGGUGGUGCAUGCCUGUAGUCCCAUCUGCUGGGGAGGCCGAGGCAGGAGAAUCGCUUGAACCCGGAAGGUGGAGGUUGCCAUGAGCCAAGAUCAUGCCACUGCACUCCAGCCCGGGUGACAGAGUGAGACUCCAUCUCAAAAAUAAAAAAAAGUACCUCUUCCAAGUGGCAGAUGGAAUAUUUGAACUGAAGGAGAAAGCAAGUCUCGUUGUCCUCAAGGUGGGCCCCUGGGAGGGGACACGUCCUAGGGCCAGUUCAGAUUUCUGGGAAAGUCUGGUGCUCUUAGUGGGAAAGGGGAAAGACAGCAGAGGCAGCUGGACAUCACAGGGGCCCAGGCUUAGGGCUUUGGCCUGGUUCUUGGUUCCUUUAUUUCGCCUCCUCCUAGCCAGUGCCACCAACACUGGGUCCAGAUGGUGGGUAAUAAAGCAAGAGCCCAUCAGACUAAAAUGCCACACGUGUCCCACAUAUCAGGGCCACGGAGACGUGAGGGACAAAAGGAAUCCAAGAAGUUUCUAUAAUCACAUCAUUAGUGGGCUUGCUCUGAGCAACUGCACGUCACCCACAGAGCCAGCUGAGGCACACUCACACGAGAGUGCCAGGCGGCCAACUGCAACGGCAAAUCUAUAGACUCAUGCAAUUAGGAUCUGCUUAAGCCUAGACCUGGGCAGUUUCAUAAAACCUUAAGAAGAGAGAGCGCGAAAUAGUACUCGGCUAAGAUGGCUAAUUAUCUAAUUUUUUGAGGCUGGAAUGCAUGUGUUGUGGUUAUUGACCUUGUAUUUCUUAAAGUUUGUAUUUAUAAAUAAAAGCUAUUGGCUGAAAGAAUAGCAUCAAUUCUCCCAAAAGAUCCAAAUGAUUAGCGAGCCUGGCUAUCACCUUCAAUUGCUGGCCUGGGUCGGGGACUGAACAGUCAGGAGCUUUGGUCCAAGAUGCUAAGAAAUGAGGUGCUUGUCCCUUUAACACACCACAUGGUUCCUGAGCACAGCCUGGGUUACACGCUAUGGGAGCCAGAAAACCCCAUGGUGGGUGUCAUCUUGCUCCUAAACACAGCUGAUGGCACAGAAUGGAAAGACAGUGGGAAAAGGGGCCGGGCAGAAGGCUGGACCCACCCUUGGUGACAGGGUCCCAGCUGAUCCUUCCACGUCAUCUCCCCACAGCCCUAUCCCUGCCCUCUUGGCCCCAGCCCCCAAAACUGUAGGGCAGGUGCUUUCAAGUACACAUACUUGAUGUCUGAGAUGCCCCCUCCCUCCUCCGUCUGGAAAAUUCUUUCAAGACCCAGUUCUCAUCAGGUCCUUCUGGAAGUCCUCUCUAUUCCCCUUAAUCUCACUCAGCGCAGCCAGAACCACUUCUCCGGCUCUGUUAUGUUACUAGACACACCAUAGAGUCAUUAUUACCAUACAACAAAGGCAACCAGAAAAAGAACAAUAUGCAUAUAUGAUACACACACUGCAAAUUCGUUCAGGCCGGGGAUGACUGACGUCUGACACAUUUUUAUGCUGGGCAUUCUGCCUGCUGCUCAGUAUAAGCUUGUGGAAAGAACGUCCCUGACCCACCUCCCAUUCCGUCCCCUUCCCAGUGUCUUCUCUGCAGCAUGAUUUACACAGAAGCCUAAACAGUUGUCACCUUUAGUCUUAUUGUCUUAUUUUUCUUUGCUCUCCCUGUGCUAACAGUGUUAAAAAUCAACCCAUUUGUUUAGGAAAAGUUAAAGAUCAGAACUUAGCUGUCAGUUUGGAAGGCCUGGGAGGAAGUUGCCUAGAGAUGCUGCUGUGCCUGCCUUCUGUGGCUCUGGCUUGAGAGGGACUAAAAGCCCCCGUCCCACCACCCAUUCCUUCAGCAGGCACAGUGAAGGCAGCUUAGAGUGCCAAGCACCCAGUGCCACCGUUGUAACUGCCCCCAAGGCUCUGGGAUUGAGCCCUCUGGAGCAACGUGGCUGUCUGCAGGGCCUGCAUUCCUGCAGUCUAUAGGCAAAGCCCUCAGUCUCAUCAUGGUUGUAUAAAACCAGUUCUCCUGGCCGGGCGCGGUGGCUGAAGCCUGUAAUCCCAGCACUUUGGGAGGCCGAGGCGGGUGGAUCACAAGGUCAAGAGAUCGAGACCAUCCUGGUCAACAUGGUGAAACCCCGUCUCUACUAAAAAAUAUACAACAAAAAAUUAGCUGGGCAUGGUGGUGUGUGCCUGUAAUCCCAGCUACUCGGGAGGCUGAGGCAGGAGAAUUGCCUGAACCCAGGAGGCUGAGGUUGCGGUGAGCCAAGAUCACGCCAUUGCACUCCAGCCUGGGUAACAAGAGCGAAACUCCGUCUCAAAAAAAAAAAAACAAACCAGUUCUCGCAUAUAAUCUGGUGAUACGUUGUUGGCAGAUUUCUUGAUAGAAAUUGUGUCUUUUUUGGGUUGCGUAAUGUUCAUAAGGAGAAAUCCCUAGUUAAAUAUGUCCUCUAAAGAUGUCUGUGCUGCGUGGUGAGGGCUUCUUCCUCGCUUGUCUUAGCAAAGCAUCAUGAGACAUCAAUGGCAUUGCCGUUUGACUCCGUGAUUUUUUUAAGUGUAAUCACGGGAGUUUUUAACCUUCCUAACACAGAUUUUGUGUAUUUAAACUAUCAAACCCCUGGUAAAUCUAAACUCUCCUGACCUCUUUUAUAAGGCUGGAGACAGCUAAGGCUAUGUCGUAUGUUAUCACUACGUAACAUGCCAUCCGUGUCAAUAGUCCAUACUUGACAAUAAUGCUUGAAAAGGAUGAUAGUCCACCGUCAAACAGAAUUGUAAAUAGAGUGAGAAAAUGCCAGACUGUUGUUUCAGGAACCUGGAGAUGCGAAAGUGAGGUGCUUCUUCCUCCCGCUGGCCUUUGCUGUGUUUACGCUUGAGGCUUCAGAAGACCUCAAAAGCCCUUAACCAGCAUCCCUCAGUCCAGCAAGAUGCCAGUGGAAGACACGGCUCCCGGGCCCACCAAAACAGGUAGCAAGGCCCCGUGGCAAGCCGCUCGCCGACCUUCUCCCUGUGUCUGUACCUUCCUGGGCGAGGCGUGUGCCCCUCGAGUGCUUGUGUCUCCGUGUGGUCUCCUUGUGUGUGUCACGCUGCCAUCUCUGCUCACCUGACUCACACCUGAGCCCUUUGUGAACAGGCAGCUCUCCCACGUCCACGUGGUGCCCACCCUCUUACCAGUCAGCCCAGGAGCUCCUCUGUUGGGUCCUCACCUCUCUGGAAUGCCUCUCAUGGGCCACCUCUGUGACCCAGCCUGUCUCCAUUUCUCUUGUCUGUCCCAUUGUUCUUCCGUGGGAACUGCCUGCCUUCUUUCCUACUCAGAAAAAAACCAUUUCUUUCUUUAACCUGAAAGUGAAUUUCUCUGGUUCGGCCCGUCCCUGCACCAUCUUUGAUGCCCGUUCUCUACAGCAUCCUAGAGGCUGGGCUCUCACCCACCUGAGGCUCUGCUGGGAAACAGGCUUUGGCUUCUCUCUCAGCCUCUAGUUCUCUGGUUGCCCUGACAGUUCUCCCUGUACCCUGAGAGUCUCGCUGACUUUCUCUCUCCCAUCAGAUAUCAGAUGCUUUGGCAUCUGCCUCCAGUGGGACUCAAGCGCAUUUCUGCAAAGAAGCCACACGUCCUUGAUGGCUGGUGCUGUCUCAGUUGGCAGGCACGGUAUUCCAACAACACCUUCCUGCCCUGGGCUUCCCGAGGUGGUGGGACUCUUAGGCGACACCCUUGCCAGCAUUCCUGUUCCUUAGCAGCUUAUGCUUGCUCAGUCAAGCUGCUUCGAUUUUACUGUAUCAGUCUUGGCUGAAAAGCAUCUGUCCCAGUCUCGGGGGCUCUUCCUUGUCUUCAUGGCUGUUUGGUCUCAUUUAAUUGUUUCCAAGGAGAGUUCAUUUCGGCCUUGACAAGUGGUCAUCGAGGAGCAAAGAGCCGGGGUUAGAGCCCUGGGUUAAACUAUGCUGCUGCUUACAGAGCCUUUUAACAGGAGGUCUGCGUCAUAACAAGAGCAAGCCAGACUCUCUCCAGAGAAGCUACCAGGUAGGGCACGUGCCCUGAGAAAACCCCACCCUGGGGGCCUUGCUGUCCAUAUAUAGACUUUGCUCAGCUCCCCAAGACCAGGCAUGAAGGGCACCUCUGCCAGCCACAGACUGAGCUGGCUGCUCAGUGGUCUGGGGCCUAUGUGGCUCCUCAGGAUGUUUGAGGUGACUGUGAAAGAGACAACCUUAGAAACUGUACAGCCUGGAUGGCUUAGCCAGGCGGUGAGGCUUCCUGGUAAUAAUCUUCAGGUGGCGAGAAUGGUUUGGCACCACAAGCAUCUGGAGCCUCAGGAACAAAGAGCGAGAGCACAUUUCGUCAAAGGGUUUGGAAGAAAAACCAUGGCUAGGUUUAUUAUGUUUGUGUUUUUAAGAUGCCAAGGACCAUGGUCUCUGGUUACAUUUAAAAAAGAAACGACCAACCCUAAUGCCAGAUUACAGUGUGCAGAGGCCACAGGCCCUGCAGGAAACAGAGCCUGCACUGUGCAAACACUAGAAGCUCCCCCCAGGUGGGGACUCAUGAUCUGAGCACCUUCCCAAGCCACAGGCUGGUCCUUGUGUUCAGGUUACACAAAGAGGCUGGGCCAGGGAGUCAGGCCAAUGGAGCCACUCUCUGCCACUUGGGAGGUCAUGAGCUGCUAGUGGUGGCCAGCAGAGCAGGGAGAAUAGGCCUCCUGUCCUUGGGGACAGCUCUUCUCACUGCCUGCUUUGCUAACCGUCACCGCAGGCCGGUGCCACCUGGGAAGCCAGAUCAGGAACCCCCAGGGCCCAGGCUUGGAUCAGGGAGGCUUUGCAGGUUCAAUACGAGAUUGCAGAAAAAGGCAAUAGGAAAAGCACACAGCUGAUAGCUCCUGGGGAACCAGCCAGACUCAAGCCAUUGGACAGGAGUAGGAUGAGGGUGAGCAGAACCUCACCCUGCAGCCUCAGAUCUCGUUCCCCAGGGUGUCAGGAGCCCCAAGGGAGAGUCAUUGGCUCCCUGCUGGCAUCUUAUACUUGACCGGGGCUCUCCGAGGGCCUCAGCCACCCCUGUGGGCUCUAUGGGCACACGAUCUUCUGUGUCAGGCCGGGUGGCCACCAUCUGUAUAACUAUGGUUCCCAAUGUGAGUUGGAACAAAUACCCCUUCUUCCUCCAACACAGACACACACAUGCUAGAAGUUUAUUAGAAAACCACCAGACAGAGGGUAUGUGUAAAUCUCCACUUUCUUUAGACAGAGGACCCGAUUAGGAGAAUGGGGAAUGGUUGCGGGAAAAAACAGGAAAAAACAACCUUGGAAAAAACAGGCUAGGGUUUCCAGGGGAGACUUCAUGACUUGCUCCUCUGCUCACUCAAGACGAUGCAUUCACAUGUGAUUCUCCCCCAGGAGGUGCCUAGCAGGCCGACUGAGACUUUGCCUUAGGUAGCUGGGCACAGUUUCAGCCCCACUGAGGACUUCUCAUUCACCUUAUUUAUUCCCAACAGUAAUUUGCUGGUUGAAGCCAUAAUCUUCUGGUUCCAAAGAGCAGAGCAGUGAGGCUGGUGUAUGGUGAAGGAGUUUAUCCAGGAGGGACAAAGCAAAAAUAGAACCAAACCAUGAGGACAAGCUGGAUGGGUUGGGGGAGAAGUCUGCUGGUGGGUCCCUUGCUUUGGAAGAGAGACAGGUACCGUGGACAGCAGCCUGCCCAAGCAGACUCUGAUCCAUACCCUUCACUUUUCCUCUGUGACCACAUUGUAAUAAAAACUGAAGUCUUAGCUGGGCGUGGUGGCUCACACCUGUAAUCCCUGUACUUCAAGAGGCUGAGGUAGGUGGAUCACUUGAGGUCAAGAGUUCGAGGCCAGCCUGGCCAACAUGGCAAAACCCCAUCUCUACUAAAAGUACAAAAAUUAGCCAAGUACAAAAAAAACGCCUGCAAUCCCAGCCACUAGGAAGCUGAGGCAAGAGAAUUGCCUGAGCCCAGGAGGUGGAGGUUGCAGUCAGUCAACACUAUACUCCAGCUUGUGUGAUAGAGCAAGACUCUGUCUCCAAUAAAACAAACAAAAAAAUCCUGAAGUCUUGCCCUAGCAUCGGAAGGAGGGAUUGCAGUAUGAAUUCCCUAGAUGGGCAAUUUCCUCUACUCCCUCAGGCAGUCCUUGAGCCGAGGGUGAACACCCCUAGAGGUCUGUCUGCCUAAGACCCGUACUGCCAACCAGACAAAAGGUAGAGCGUCUCUCCACAUGAUGCUCAAAUCCAGCAUGGUUUGACUCUAGAGUAACCUCCAGUCUUUUCCUCUCCC